GGCCCUUUCCCGAUUUUCCAGCUUCUACCUUAGUAUUGACAAUGAAGACUUGGGUAGCGGCGAGUAUGCUGGUGCUGAUCGGCCUUCUCCUCUGUCAUCUCCAGGUGUCUACUGCCCUUGAAGGCUCUGGGACCCUUGCUAUGCUGGAUGUGACUGACGUCUCGUAUUCUACUCUACCAAGGCAGGAUGAUGUCACCAGACAAAUAUAUACCAGUAGCGGCUUUAGAUUUGGAAAUACCGUCUACUACAGCAUCUACGUUAAUACGAAUGGAUUCAUUUCGUUGGGGACGAAUGAUGAUGGCACCUCGCCAAGUAUACCUGGUUCGAACUCCGUAAUCUCUCCGUACGGAGCCGAUAUUGACACGAGGAUAGCUGGGACGGUGAGAUACACUGGAUUCACGAGUAGCCAUCCUCAGAUGUCCUCUGUCAGUCAAUUCAUUCGCUCUAACACCGAAGACUACUCUUUCACCGGAACCAGAAUGAUGGUGGUGGAAUGGGAUGGAGUGGCCAAGUACGGUGGAAGCUCUUUUGCCACCAGCACCUUCCAAGCAGUUCUGAUCACUGAUGGCUCAGCCUCCUAUGCCGUGUUCAUCUAUCAGUGUGGAGGGAUGGAGUGGAGUGGAGCUACAAUUGGCUGGGGUUACUCCAGAGACCUUUACGAGGAGCACAGUCUCAGUGAAACUUCUUAUUCCAACGAUAUUGGCUGCAGUUACUCCUCUACCUCAAGUGCUAUCAUUUACGACAUCUAUAGUUAUAGCACAGAUGGUCCAACGACAUAUCCGACGACAUAUCCGACAACAUAUCCAACGACAUAUCCAACGACAUAUUCAACGUCCUAUCCAACAUACCCUAGCUACUGCUACAGCAGCUAUGAAUUUGAGUGUGACAACGGACAGUGCGUAUCUGACAGCUACAGGUGUGACGACUAUGACGAUUGUGGAGACAACAGCGACGAAGAGGGAUGUGGUACGUCUUAGCAACAUUUAUUACUCUGCCUACUCAGUGAAUGGUGUGGCCUUGCCCAUGUCAACUUGCAUGUGGACAUCAAUAGUAUGUAUGUACCCACAUGUGAAACUGCAAGACCACGCAUGUGUGGUAUUCAUAGCAGCCUUUCUGCAACAUUCUUUUGCUGGGGUGGUAGAGCAAAGGGGGCAAACCCUGCCAUUAUACAAGUGUAGCUUGGUCCCCAUAAGAGCUGCUCGUCCUUGCUUUAGUUUUGAGAAGGCCACGCAGCACCCAACCAUUGCAGGGUGUAUGUAUGCAUCCUGGACUAAAGUCAUCUCGUCUGUGCAUUCUGCACAAAAGAAUUACAAUUGGGUGCACUACUUUUGCACAUUUGAGGGAAUGUGGCAGUAUAAAGGCUAAAUUUAGAAACGUUAGUAAAAGCGGAAAUUAAUUGCAUUCUUUCCCUGUGCCCCUAUUGAUUUGUUCUAUCUUUAGAAACAUUUCUAAAUUUAGCCCUUACUGACAUUCCAUUUAGAUUUGCAGCAAUGAUAUUGUGUUAAGUGCCUUUGUUUUGCAGUCAAUGUUGGACUAGCAGUGGGUCUGUCGGUUGCGAUCUGCUUCAUACUCAUCAUUGUCGGUGUGCCAGUGUGCGUGGUGGUGACUGUGUACUGGUCAAACAGGAGACGGCAGCGUUUGGUGCGGACUCGUAUCGUUGGUACCACACCAAUAGGCGGUGGAGCCACGACCGUGGUCUCCUCGACCGGAAACACGUCGUUCUCGGCUACUCCGACGGCUUACCCCGCACAGCAGCCAUAUUACCCCACUCAACCUCCCCCAGCUCCUUACCCCAGCCAGCCAGCUUACUCCACUCAGCCUCAAAUGAAGGAUGGAGAGGCCCCUCCUUCGUAUGAGACUGCUAGCACAUAUCCACCACAGGGGUAUCCCCAGUUCCAGCCUAAUCCAGUGGCUGCCUAUCCUCCUCAACCCUACCCUCCUCAGCCUCAGCCGGGAUAUCCUGUUGAUGUCCCGUAUCCAAUCCAGGGCAACCCUCCCCCGCCCCAGGAUCCUACUAUUCCACAAACAUGAGACAUUACUCAAUUUAUCACUAAAUACAGCAUGCAUUUAUUCUGUUAUAAUCCCUACAAAGCCCAUAAAGUGUGAAGUUUUCUUCUGAAUAUACUUGCCUUCUAUAAUGAAAAGCACUAUUAAAGGCAGUUUCAAAAAUGGGUGCGGCCACGUUUUGAGUAUUACGUAUUCGUUGAACUUUGCCACGCAGGGGCUACGCCCAUUUUUCCUUAAUAGCUCUAAAACGCUUCCGCGUACCGUAGGAAGCGGAGAAAACCGCUGCGCAUAGUAGAGACGGACGGU
Molecule: messenger RNA, 2313 nt
Organism: Geodia barretti
Lineage: Eukaryota; Metazoa; Porifera; Demospongiae; Tetractinellida; Geodiidae
Source: the annotation of a GenBank genome assembly